Dioscorea cayenensis subsp. rotundata (Guinea yam) is the source of this 731-nucleotide messenger RNA. Its product is annotated as glutathione S-transferase U17-like. Gene Ontology annotation, biological process: glutathione metabolic process. The coding region runs from base 60 to 716 and encodes 218 amino acids. Gene Ontology annotation, molecular function: glutathione transferase activity. The record is from RefSeq and is a predicted model, not a curated record. NCBI's taxonomy places the organism in Eukaryota, Viridiplantae, Streptophyta, Magnoliopsida, Dioscoreales, Dioscoreaceae. The transcript has 2 exons. Gene Ontology annotation, cellular component: cytoplasm.
ACAAGAAGCACACUUCAUGCCACUCGGAGAGAGGUCAUUAAUUAGAAGUUUGUGCAAAAAUGGCAGAAGAGGUGAAGCUGAUUGGGCUUUCUAUGAGUAUGUUUGUGAUUAGAGUUAAGAUAUCUUUGAAUCUCAAGGGAGUGAAGUAUGAGAACUUGGAAGAGACCUUUGGGAGCAAGAGUGAGCUGCUUCUCAAGUCCAACCCAAUAUACAAAAAGGUCCCUGUUCUCAUACACAAUGGCAAAACAAUCUGUGAAUCUAUGAUCAUUGUUCAAUACGUUGAUGAUGUCUGGUCUGAUGCUGGACCUUCAAUUGUUCCCUCUGAUCCCUUUGAUGCAGCCAUGGCCAGGUUCUGGUCUUACUAUAUUGAUGACAAGUGGUUUCCUGCUUAUGGAGAAGUAAUAAAAGGACAGACAAGAGAAGCUAAGAUAGAAGCAGCAAAGGAGGCCAUUGCAACGUUGCAGCCAUUGGAGGAGGUUUUUCAGCAACAGAGCAAAGGGAAGGACUUCUUUGGGGGUGAUACCAUUGGGUAUUUAGACAUUGCUUUGGGUUGUUACUUAGGUUGGAUUAAAGCUGCUGAGAAAUUGACUGGUCUUGAGUUUUUUGACAAGAAUGAGACGCCUCUGUUGGCUGCAUGGGCAGAGUGUUUCUACUCGAAUGAUGCUGUCAAAUGUGCCGUGCCAGAUGUUGAUGAAUUUGUGGAGUUUUUCCAUUAAGAUUCAAGCUAAACU